AUGAAUAAAGGUUGGUUUGGGGGACUUUUAGGAAAGGGCCAAGGAUCAAGUGGGGCAGGUAAUAGUGGCGGAUUAAAUGUACCAGUGGAGGCAUUGUUUCAAAAGAUUCAAGAGUCAACAGAAUUAGAAGGCAAAAAAGAUGCAGUUUCGCAACUAAUCAGUAUUAAUAGAUCAUGUCAUCAAUUGGUUGGGUCCAAAAUGUCAAUUCUAACAACAUUAUUAUCCGAAAAUCAAAAUGACAUUGAGUUGGUACGUGAAAUUAUUCAAAUUUUAACAUUGAUUAUGACAACUUUACCAAAAGAUGAUAAUAUUAUUGAAAUUCAUAAUACUGAACUUUUCAUUAGUUCAAAAGAAAAUUUUGUAGUUAUUACAGAUUUAUUAAAAUUAAACGAUUAUUAUGUUAGAUAUUAUAUUGCUAGAUUUUUAUAUAUCUUAAUUAAGAAUCGAUUUGAAGCAGUUCAACAAGCAAUUUUAUCAUGCCCAAUGUCAAUGCCAAAUAUCAUGUCAUUAUUAACUGAUUCAAGAGAUAUGAUUAGAAAUGAGGCAUUAUUAAUUAUUUUGGAAUUGACAAAAUCAAAUCAAGAAAUUCAAAAGAUUGUAGCAUUUGAGGGUGCAUUUGAAAUUAUCCUUGGUAUUAUUAAAAAAGAAGGUUCAUCAGAAGGUGGUGUUGUAGUAAAUGAUGGUAUUUUAAUUUUAAAUAAUUUACUUAAGGGAAAUGUUUCAAAUCAAAAUUUCUUUAGAGAGACCAGAUGCAUUCAAGAGUUGUCAUCACUAUUAGAAGUUCAAAAUACUGAUAUGUGGAUAUUAUCAGAUAACAAAUUCACAAUUAUAAUGUCAACAUUAGAUUUAAUUUUAAUAUUGGUAGAAAGAAAUAAUACUAGUACCCCAUUAAAUCAAAUUGUUAUUUCUCAAUGCGGCAUCAUGAAUUUAAUCAUUCGUUUAGGCUUAGGUAAAAUGUCAUCUCAAGUAAUUCGAAGUAAGAGUUUAUAUACACUUGGCGAAAUUAUCCAUUUAAGUAAUGAAAAUAUCUCUGCACUUAGUGGUGUCACAAUGAAAAGUGAAAUAACGAAGCAAGGUCAAACCGCACUUCUUCGUUUAACUACAGUAAUGUUGUAUAGCAAAGAUUUAAUUGAAAAGAGCGCAGCUUUCCAUGUAUUCAAAUCAUAUCUUUACAACAAUGAAGAGGCUCAAAUGGCUUUGGCAUCAACAAUUAUCUCUGACUCAAAUGGAUCAUUAUUAUCAUCACCACCAUCCUCACAACCACAAUCUCCACAAGAGCAACAACAAUUAAAGCAUCAACAACAAUUAGAGUUUGAAAGUCUUUCAAUUGGGCAACAUUUGUUUAAGGCAUUAUUCUCUUGGGAAACUCCAAUCGCAGGAAAGCCAUUCGAUAUCUCUUGUUUUUGGUUUGCUAGUGUGGUUUUAUUAUAUAUGUUGAAAGACUCUGUCCAUACCAAAGAUCAAUUAUUAAAGAUGCCAUUAGAAGUACCAAAAUCAUCAGCAGCAGCAGAAAAGCAACCAUUAACUCUUUUCACUAAAUUAAUGGAGUCACUUUUAAAUACAAAAAAACACGACAUUGAUCCAACUAUAAAAAUUGGUCUUUUAAAAUUAUUAUCAGUUUGGUUAGACCAAUCACCCAAUAGCAUUCAAGAGUUUUUCAAAGGACCACAAAAUUUAGCAUUUUUGGUAGAAUUAAUUCUUUCUCCAUCAACUGUAUCAACCUCCUCCACAGGCAAUCCAUCAGCAUCCUUACAACCACAUAUCCAAGGUUUAGCAGCUUUAAUUUUAGGUAUCUGUGCCCAAUACAUGAAUGACGAAACUGCAGAACAAAAUCGUUCAAAUCUUAGUUCAAUCAUUAAUCAUAGAAUUACAAUUAAUAUAUUUAAAGAUAAAUUGGAUACAGUUAGAAAAUCAGAUCAAUUUACAAAUGCCGAGCAAUCUGAAGAUACAUUUGAUCCAUCAAGUAGUUCAGCUAAAACUAUUGUUUUAUAUGAUUUCGAUUAUACCCUAUUCUUUAAAGAUAUUUAUGAUAAAAUUAGACAUAUUGGUACAAAUAUUAAUAAACCAAGACCAGGCAAAAGACCAACAAAUAAUAGUGCAAAUACCACUACAACUACCACCACUACACAACCACCAUCACAGCAACAACCACCACAAACAUCAUCACUAUCACCACCAGUAAAUACUUCCUCUGCAACAUCAUCACCACAAACAUCAUCACCAGCUAUUCCACAUAGACACGACCAUAGCCAAUCACAAUCACAAACCCCAACACAAAACAAUUCUCAAGAAUAUCAACAAGCAAUGUCAGAACUCAAUCACUAUAAAAAAGCAAAUCACGAUUUAAUGACACAACUAACCCAAGUAAGAUUGGAUAGUCAAAACCAUUCACAACAACAGCAAAUUCAACUUCAACAAUUACAACAACAAAUACAAUUAUUACAACAACAACAACAGCAGCAACCAACAAUGAAAUCAGACGAAAAAGAAAAAGAACUUUUACAUUUAUUAGAAGAAAAAGUAAGAGAAGUUACUUCAUUAAGUGAUGCAGUUUAUAAAUUGGAGGAUGUAUUAUGCACAAAAGAUGAGCAAAUUGAAGAGCUAUCUAACCAAUUGGAACAAUCAAAGGCUCAACAACAAAACAAUAACAAUAGUGGAGGUUCAUUAGACUCUUCAGAUUAUUUCGAACUUUUACGUUUAAGACAAGACUCUGAACAAAAUCAUUCAGUAAAUUCAAGUCGUAUUCAAUCAUUAGAAUCUGAAGUUUCUCAAUUAAAUCAAAAAAUUUCUCAACUUUUAAAUGAAAAUCAAAUUCUUCAACAACAAAAAGAAGAUGCUCUUAAAAAAAUUGUAUCCUCACCCAGCUCAGUUAUCAGUGAUCCAAACUCAUUAAAUUUAGCAAAAGUAAAGGGAGAGCUCAAUGAAAUGGUACUUAAAUACGAAUCAUUACAAAAAGAACAAGACGAAUUGUUAGAAGCUUAUUCAAAGAUUGAAUUGGAAAAUACUAAUUUAAAAAAUCAAUUAUCAAAACUCCAACAAUAA
This is a messenger RNA of Dictyostelium purpureum, 3042 nucleotides long. RefSeq lists its product as uncharacterized. The transcript has 5 exons. NCBI's taxonomy places the organism in Eukaryota, Evosea, Eumycetozoa, Dictyosteliales, Dictyosteliaceae. The coding region runs from base 1 to 3042 and encodes 1013 amino acids. Gene Ontology annotation, biological process: endoplasmic reticulum to Golgi vesicle-mediated transport; intracellular protein transport; transcytosis. The record is from RefSeq and is a predicted model, not a curated record. Gene Ontology annotation, cellular component: ER to Golgi transport vesicle membrane; cytoplasm; Golgi stack.